AUGUAUAGCUACAGUCUUCUUGGUUUUAUUUUAUUCUUUAUUAUUGUCAUUCAAGCAAAACCUUUGCCUGAAUCAUCAUCAUCAUCAUCAGAUAAUUCUGACGACAAUAAAUCGGCAAAAACUAAUGAUCAACUUUAUGAAAUUUAUAAAAAAAUGCGUGUAGAUCCACGUCUUGCAAUGGUAUCAAACAAAGAUCUUCUAUUAUAUAUUCAUAAAAAUUUUGCCCAAGGUAAUCAUAAUAUGGAUUCGAACAAAGAGAAACAUUUACAUCAACAACAACAACAGCAACAGCAACAAAAAGAAACAAACUAA
Messenger RNA from Adineta steineri, 312 nucleotides. Lineage: Eukaryota; Metazoa; Rotifera; Eurotatoria; Adinetida; Adinetidae. The record is from the annotation of a GenBank genome assembly.